AUGGCGGGGUACAUCCGCCCCAGCACGGGCGCUUUCCAGGAGUACAAUACCACGUCCGCCAAUAGCCCAUUCAGUCAGCGCGCCCAGCCACGCCGGGACGACUUUGGCUACGACAAGGACGGAUGGCCUAUUUACGCCUUGCCCGAGGCUGUGGCGAAGCUGAAGCCCCUUCCUCCUACACCUUCCUCAGACGAUGAGGGGGAGGACCGUGAGGAUUUCGACCUAAACAACGUCCAGUUAACGGCGGAGGACUAUGAACGUCAUCACGACGCCGACGACCAGAUGCGCGAGCUCCUCGCCGGUGCGGUCGGUGAUGGCGAAGACGACCCAGGCAAGGAAGGCGACGACAUCGUCGAGGGCUUCGCGAAGGACAUCAAGCUCAUGCCGCACCAGGUGCGCGGAGUGCGCUGGAUGCGCGAGCGCGAAUCGGGGCGCAAACGCGGAGGCAUCCUGGCGGACGACAUGGGCCUCGGAAAGACAGUCCAGACUCUCGCGCGCAUCGUCGAAGGAGGCCAGACAACAGUUGGCGAGAAGCGCUUAUACAAAGGCGGCACCUUGAUCAUCUGCCCCUUAGCCGUGAUGGAGCAGUGGGCAACUGAAUGCCGCACAAAGACUGAGAAGGGGCUGUUGAAAGUCACGACUCAUCACGGGCCCAAGCGCGCCAUGAGUGGCGAAGAGCUCAAGAAAUACGACGUCGUCAUCACGACGUUCCAGGUGCUCGCAUCUGAAAUGGCCAUUCUAUCAAAGGCCAAGCCGAAGAGUGCAGAUAACAGCAAGAACACGCGUCGAGGCCCUGACUCGGACUCCGACAGCGACGUGCCGCUCCCUAUUAAGAAGAGUCGCGCCAAGGCGAAGGAGCGCGGCCCGGCCCUCUUCCAAUUGAAGUGGCUCCGCGUCGUCAUCGAUGAGGCUCAGAACAUCAAGAAUCACAAGACCAAGGCUGCGCAGGCAGCCUGUCAACUCACUGCCAAGUUCCGGUGGUGUCUCACUGGCACACCCAUCCAGAACAACGUUGAGGAGCUGUAUUCCUUAUUCAAGUUCUUGCGAGCGAAGCCGCUGGACAACUGGCAAGUGUUCCGCUCACGAGUGUCCGCCGAGGUCAAGGAGGGCCGAACAGGCAUCGCCAUGAAGCGUCUUCAAGUCAUCCUGAAGGCCAUCAUGCUUCGCCGCACCAAGGACGCAACAAUAGACGGCAAGCCCAUCCUCAAUUUGCCUCAGCGCAACGUCGAUGUGGUGGAGUGCGAGUUUGAUUCGGACGAACGCGCCUUCUAUACGGCACUCGAGGCAAAGACGUCGGUGGCCUUCAACAAGUUUGUUAGUGCCGGUGCUGUCAUGGGAAACUACACAUCAGUUCUUACCCUUCUCCUGCGCAUGCGGCAAGCCUGCGACCAUCCUUCGCUUGUUACCAAAUCACUAGGCGUCGACAAAGAGGCCCUCGAGAACAAAGCGGGGGACAGCGAAAGCGACGAUGAGGCCGACGACCUCGCGGACAUGCUUGCAGGAAUGGGCAUGAGCGGACAGAGGAAGUGCGAAAUCUGUUUCGCAGUCCUGAAGAACCAGAAGGCGAAGCAGUGUCAUUCCUGCGAGGAGCUUGCCGCCAAGGCCAAUGCGAAGGCAGGCCGAUUGCCGCCAUCGAGUGCCAAGAUUCGGAUGAUCCUUCAGCUCCUAGCUGAGAUCGAUGAGCGAAGCGACAAGAAGCAGAAGACGAUCGUCUUCUCGCAGUUCACCAGCUUUAUGGACUUGCUCGAUCCCUUCCUCGUGGACGCUGGCAUCAAGUAUGUGCGAUACGACGGAUCGAUGAAACCCGACCAGCGCGAGGCCGUCCUGCAUACCAUCCGCACUUCAAGGACAACUCGGGUCAUUCUCAUCUCGUUCAAGGCUGGUUCCACCGGCCUCAACUUGACGUGCUGCAAUAACGUCAUCCUAAGUGACCUGUGGUGGAACCCGGCCCUCGAAGACCAGGCCUUUGACCGUGCUCACCGCCUCGGGCAGCAGCUCGACGUCAACAUUUAUAAACUGACAAUUGCUGCGACUGUCGAGGACCGCAUUCUGGCGCUCCAAAGCCAGAAGCGCGAGCUCGCCCAGGCCGCCCUGUCGGGCACUGGCGUGAAGCAACUGAAGCUCACAAUGAACGACAUCAUGGACCUGUUCAAGACCAGCAAUCGCCACAACGACGACACCAACAACUAG
Cutaneotrichosporon cavernicola is the source of this 2190-nucleotide messenger RNA. RefSeq lists its product as uncharacterized. The coding region runs from base 1 to 2190 and encodes 729 amino acids. Gene Ontology annotation, molecular function: ATP-dependent chromatin remodeler activity; ATP binding. The transcript has 14 exons. NCBI's taxonomy places the organism in Eukaryota, Fungi, Basidiomycota, Tremellomycetes, Trichosporonales, Trichosporonaceae. Gene Ontology annotation, biological process: double-strand break repair via homologous recombination. The record is from RefSeq and is a predicted model, not a curated record. Gene Ontology annotation, cellular component: cytoplasm; nucleus.